UCGUCGAUAUUUCCUAAUAACAAUUGAUCUCUGAAAACACUCGAUCCAAGACGACGGAGAUCAAUCGGAUCUAAGGCAAUUUCCAAAAGCUUUCACCUUCUUAACCAUCGCCUCUGUUCUCCGGCGACCAGUUCCUUUGGUUAUCACUUAUCCGCAGUCUCAAAUGCAUUUUCAAAUGAUGAGCAUAGAGGGUAUAUCUAGGUAGCACCAUUGUUGGUCUCUUUCAUCUUGAAGAAUCCAAGGCAAAAUUAUACAGAAAUGUUUUCUUUGUUCUAUGGGCUAUGGAAAUAUGUGUUCAGCAAGACGGAGUUUCAUGUGCUUAUACUUGGAAUUGACAAGACAGGAAAAACGACUUUACUAGAGAAGUUGAAAAGCCAAUACUCAAACGCAGAAGGUCUUCCACCUGAUAGAAUUGUGCCUACAGUUGGACUCAAUAUUGGCCGUCUUGAAGUCUCAAACGCGAAACUAGUGUUUUGGGACCUCGGAGGUCAGCUUGGUCUUCGCUCAAUCUGGGAGAAAUAUUAUGAGGAGGCGCAUGCUGUUAUAUUUGUAGUUGACGCUGCUUGUCCAUCGCGUUUUCAAGACUCAAAAUCUGCAAUGGAAAAGGUUAUUAGACACGAGGAUCUACAAGGAGCUCCUCUACUAAUAUUAGCAAACAAGCAGGACCUUUCUGAAGCUUUAACAUCGGAAGAACUUGGCCGAUACUUGGAUCUCAAGAAACUAGAUGAAAGGGCAUACAUGUUUAAAGAUGUAUCUUCAUAUAAUGGGACAGGAAUUAAAGAAAGCAUGGACUGGCUAGUAGAGGUUAUGGAAAAAAGUAAGAGAACCGAAAUUCUGAGAAUUCGAGCGAAUGUGAAAAGCCCCGGGGGUUCUUCCUAGAAGAAGAACGCGGUCGCUUCUUCUGCAGUUUUUUCGCGAAUACUUUUUUUUUCCAACCUUUGUAUUGUUCCUUGUAAAAUUAGUCAGGAUUGAAGUUCAAUUAAAAUAAUUAUUGUUAUUGUGAGACAAUCUUCUAAUGCACUUUUACUGGCUUUAAUUACAUAUAGUUCAAGCUAGGUUUUCCUUUUCCCAUGUAAUUCUAAUUCUUGAGUUUAAAUAAUAAGACUAUUGCAAUUGAGAGGAUGUAUAGCUCAAACUAAGGGCUUGUUUGAAAUAAAGUGUUUUUCUUUCAA
This is a messenger RNA of Impatiens glandulifera, 1172 nucleotides long. RefSeq names its product ADP-ribosylation factor-related protein 1-like. The record is from RefSeq and is a predicted model, not a curated record. The transcript is spliced from 7 exons. Gene Ontology annotation, molecular function: GTPase activity; GTP binding. Gene Ontology annotation, biological process: intracellular protein transport; Golgi to plasma membrane protein transport; protein localization to organelle. Lineage: Eukaryota; Viridiplantae; Streptophyta; Magnoliopsida; Ericales; Balsaminaceae. Gene Ontology annotation, cellular component: Golgi apparatus. The coding region runs from base 259 to 879 and encodes 206 amino acids.